Messenger RNA from Haemonchus placei, 504 nucleotides. The record is from the annotation of a GenBank genome assembly. NCBI's taxonomy places the organism in Eukaryota, Metazoa, Nematoda, Chromadorea, Rhabditida, Trichostrongylidae.
AUGAUUCUUCUCAUAUUAUUUUCAAUUUUUGUAUACACCAAUGAAAAAUCGAUCUCAAACCUUCAUGAAGCUGAUGAUAAAGCAAAACCUUCCGAUUCAUUGAAGAAUGAUGCAUUUGACGAUUUUGAGGUAAUCCCUGCCGAUUACGUAUGCGAAUUUUGUUUGGGAGUUAUCAAGAAGUUAAAAGAACGGCAAAGCACAGAACCAGAUUUUGAACAGAAUAUGAAAGAGGAAUGUUGGAAACACAAUGGGACCGAUUGCGAUGAUGGUAAUGUAUGCGAGUUAAUCAAUAAAGUUGCCCUUGAUCGACUCCGUAAUGAUGAACCCGAGAAAAUCUGCAUUGACGAGAAAAUCUGUCCAGACAAGAACAAGGAAAUUAAAGAACAGCAGGAAAAGGAGCGUAAAGAAAAGGAACAAGAAGCAAAUCGAAAACACGAGGAAGAGGAAAGGAAAAAAGCGGAAGAAAUUGAAAAGCUUAAAACCGAGGUACCACCGCGUGCUUAG